AUGGCGCUACCACCAGAUUCUGUCCAGCCCCCAGAGUCACCAGAAUACUCCACACCUCAGGAAAGGAGAGGAGGAAGGGGACUGGAGGACCCCUCUGAUCCUCCCUCAGCAAGGAGCUCCUGCCCUGAAGGCUUUAGCUUCUUUAAUUCUCACUGCUACGGCUUGAUACAUCAGGAAGAGGCUUGGACCACUGCUGAACUGCUGUGCCAAGACUUCCGCUUGGGUCACCUCGUGUCCCUGCUCAAUGAGGCUGAGACACUUUUUGUGGCCACCAUGAUCACUGAGAGUCAGAGUAAUGAGAAGCCCAUUUGGAUUGGUCUGUAUGACCCUAAUAAGAACCGCAGGUGGCGCUGGUCCAGCAAUGGCCUUUUUCUCUACCAAGCCUGGGGGGAUAAGGGAGCCCCCAGUCAAACCAACCCAAACUAUUGUGUAAUACUGACUCAGGAUUCAGGUGAGAAAGAGAGAGAUAGAGAGACAUCAACAAUUCUGGCAACAGCCAGGCCCAUUUCCUCCAUCCCUGUGUUUGCUGAAGCCAUGGAUUCGCAGGGGCCCCUCCUUACCUAGAAUAUGAGUUCUCCUCUCUCUUCUCCUCUC
Molecule: messenger RNA, 594 nt
Organism: Phascolarctos cinereus (koala)
Lineage: Eukaryota; Metazoa; Chordata; Mammalia; Diprotodontia; Phascolarctidae
Source: RefSeq, a predicted model, not a curated record